Anarrhichthys ocellatus (wolf-eel) is the source of this 3093-nucleotide messenger RNA. RefSeq names its product BAR/IMD domain containing adaptor protein 2 like 1a (gene baiap2l1a). The coding region runs from base 194 to 1633 and encodes 479 amino acids. The record is from RefSeq and is a predicted model, not a curated record. NCBI's taxonomy places the organism in Eukaryota, Metazoa, Chordata, Actinopteri, Perciformes, Anarhichadidae. Gene Ontology annotation, cellular component: nucleoplasm; cytosol. The transcript is spliced from 14 exons. Gene Ontology annotation, biological process: plasma membrane organization; actin crosslink formation; positive regulation of actin filament polymerization. Gene Ontology annotation, molecular function: protein binding.
UCCGUCAGUCAGUGCGUCCUCCGCCCGCCCGCUGAGCGUCUCUCUGUCCACACGCGCGCAGUGAGGGUGCAGACAGGACCGGCUGUGGGAUUUAUUAUUCCGAGUCAACACCUGGAUUACCAAACGCCAAAUUUGUAUUUUUCCUAAUUUCUUACUUUUUCCGACUUCUGGGCUUGAAAAACAACCUGCCAUCAUGUCUCAGGCUCCAGAUGAUGUGAGCAAGCUUACUGAAAGUACAUACAAGAAUGUGAUGGAGCAGUUCAACCCAGGCCUGAGGAAUCUGGUCAACCUCGGGAAGAGCUACGAGAAAUCAGUCACAGCGAUGACUCUGGCUGGGAAGGCCUAUUUUGAUGCAGUCUCAAAGGUCGGAGAGAAUGCCAUCGUGUCUCCGGUCUCCAGAGAGCUUGGUGUGGUUCUGAUGGAGAUCUCAGACGCCCACAGGAAGGUCUACAAUGAACUGGAUGAGAACUUCAAGACGUUCCACAGGGAGGUUAUUAUUGAGCUGGAGAAGAAGACAGAGAUGGAUGUGAAAUACAUGAACGCCACCUUCAAGCGCUACCAGUCGGAGCACAAGGUGAAGCAGGACUCCCUGGAGCGCUCUCAGACAGACCUGAAGAAGCUCAGGAGGAAAAGUCAGGGAAAGCACUCAUCCAAGUAUGAGAUCAGAGAGAACGAGUAUGUGGAAACCAUUUCGUCGCGCCAGGUGGACAUGCAGAAGUUCAUCGCUGAUGGCUGCAGAGAGGCCUUACUAGAAGAAAAAAGACGCUUCUGCUUCCUGGCGGACAAACAUUGCAUGUUCUCCUUUCAAAUUAGCAACUUCCAUGAGAAAGCCAAAGAGAUGCUGGCCGUGCGGCUCCCCAGCUGGCAGGAAAAGUGCAGCGACAUCACCAAGGUGCCGGACACGGUGACCACCAUGAUAGAGGAGCUGUCCCCCACUCCAAAACAAUCGCCUGUGCUUGAACAUUACAACAGGAACAACGUGGAGUCAAGGGUGCCUCCUCCAGCGCCGCAACUGAAGGCACAGAUCAGCCCGCUAGCCAACAUGUUCAACCCAGAGGCCAGGAUUCCUUUCAGCCCCCCGUCAGACCACAACUCAGACCAGGGCAGUCUUGGAGAGGUCAGUAUGUCGCGGUCGACAUCCCAGUCGUCCGGUCUCAAUGUGGGCAGGAAGCACAGAGUUCAGACCGUCUUUCCCCACACGGCAGGCAACAACCACACACUCCUCAGCUUCGAGGAAGGCGACGUCAUCACUCUGUUCAUCCAAGAGGAGAAGGACGGUUGGUUGUACGGAGAGCUGGAGAAGACACAGCAGCGGGGCUGGUUUCCUUCCUCUUACUGCACACCUUAUACUGAAGCAGUGAUAUCAAACAGCAAUUUUGGCACGCCGGUGCAUAGUCUGAGCGUGGCCAGCCUGCAGGAGCAGGAGGAGGAGGAGCCUGUGUUGCUGCCGCCGCCCGACUACAGCGACGUCACCCCUUCUCGCCCAGUGGUCCCUUCAACGCCCUCGCCACAGAACAAGGUUUCGUUAGUCAAUGGGACUGCAAAGGUUCCCUUUCUAGGAGGAGGGAAUCCAUUUGCCAGAGUCAAGCUGAGACCAACAGUCACGAAUGACAGAUCAGCACCACACGUCUAACACAAAAGAUGAGGAUUUUCACCGCUGUCAUGCCUUCAGGGGAAUCAUGCAACAUUGGACCCCUGCGACACACUAAACCCGACAUCUCACCGGCCUGCAUGCUUGUCUCCCUCAGUACCGGUCUGCUCUAUUAAAGGAAUCCAUUGUUUCUUGGCACAAGUGUGUGUUGACAGUGCCAGUGUGUGUUUUACAUUAGCCGCAACGGGGAAAUAUUGCAUAAUCAACACAUGGAGAAGCAGGAAUUCCAAGAUUUUUGUUAAAGUAAGAAAUCACCCCAAAAUGAAAAUUUAGAAUAUGUACGCGAUCAAGAUCCUGCACAGGAAUGGCGGAGUCCACCACUACUAUAGUGUGUAGAUAGGUAAUUACUGAAUGAAAAUACUUUAAAUGGGACUAAAAUAAAGCCAUCGGGGCUUUUCUAGUUUCUAGUGACACGCUAACAAGGAGAUACCUGAACCCUCAUUUUGGGUGAACUGUUCCUUUAAGAUGCAAAAAAGAUGCUUAGACAGUGUCAUAAGGCUUGUUUGUGCUGCAGUCAGUGCAGUGUUUUCAUAUAAAAUGAAGAGAUCCAGAUUGACUUGAUGCUGACAAGGAAGACCAUGCAUCUAGGCCGUCUACCUAACUUGCCAAAAAUAUAUUGUCAUUUCUGUUUUUGUUAUAAUUAUUUUUGUCUUUUGUUUUCUUAAGAGGCGUUAUGAUAUACAAAGGUUGUGAGAAUGAAGAGAGAGUGACAGUGUUGGGAAAAACGUCAUUUGAGUGAAGGCAAAACAGUAUGUCACUGUUUAAAAUGAGAAGGCUAUUUAUAUACACUUAAGUUUGUAUGAGAUACUUAAAUAAAAAAUAUGUGUGCAGAAGUCCAUUCUGUGAAGGCUCCCUUUUGAAUACGAUCCCAAGAUCGCUUUAAUCUGACUGCUGGUCUAUUUAAACGGGCAAUGACCUUUUGAUGAAGGGAAUUUGUUUUCACUCCUCAUGGUUUCACUGUUGUUCAAUGUAGAUUCUGUGUAUAAUGCACAGUUUAUACAAAAUAAAAAUGCCCCGGGUAGACAUUUGCAUUGUAUGAAUAAAGUGGGUCAUUGUUUAAAAGUAUUAACUGUUUUGUGAAACACUUUUUUGUUGCCAUGUCUUUGCUUUACAGAAUGGAAAUGUGUGAUGAGGAAGUGACAGAUGAAACAGUUGAUUGAUCCUCAUAGACCCUCCUGUGUGUGUGUAAGUGAAGCCAUUGUAGUUAUUGCCUCAUGCUUUCUGCAGAGUACCUACUCACAUGUAGGGGGGGAGACUGAUGUAGUCUUUUUUUUCUCAAUAAAACAAGGUAAAGUAAAAGUUUGCAUAAUUAGUGUUCGUGUUACUGCCUCACAUUCGGGUAUAUUUUAGUGGAAAACCGGGAUGAAAGAGAUUACCUGUUUUUACUCUGUGAUUUUAGAAGCUUAGUUGAAUAUUAUCAAACUAAUUGCCAUACAAACAUC